UGCUGCGCUGUUAUCUGUUUGCUUUCUAUGAUCAACAAUAGGUGACUAGAAGAACAAAAAACAGGAUAGGUUCGCGGAGCUUUAUUUGCGUUCUGGGCAGGUCCGGUUGAGAAAUAUAGACGAGAUGGACGAUGAUCUCGGCUCAUUUGAUCCCAGCAUAUCUGAUGAGGGCCCAUCGCCUUCUGGAUGGCUGGGGGACAUGGAUGGAUACCAGGAUCAGGAAGGAGGAGACUCAUUUGAUCCAAAUAUACCUGAAGAGGGACCAUCAGCGCCCCCUCCUGGAUGGCUGGAGGACAUAGAUGGAUACCAAGGGCAUAAAGGAGGUCCAGAGGACGACGAGCCGCUGUACCCUCCGCCCCCCGCCUACAACCCCCAGCCUGAGGUCAACAGGAGCACCUCGGUCCCCUCCAUCCGAGUCCCGUCCAUAUCGGAGGACGUGGCCCGAGACGCUUUGCUCAGGUUUGUCGAGUCCAAAUGGAAAUACAGCUCCAAACCGGCCCGGAACCUCACUUUCAAGGACCUGAAGCCUGUCACCGUCUACCGGUAUCGACUGGAGACCUACACUGAAACCAGAACCAGCGCCUGGCAGUUGGAGCCCUACAACGGCCAGGCAGUGGACGGCCCCCAGUAUGGGGCGAGCCCCCCACCGUGGGACAUCCCGGUGUCGCUGCCUCAGAUGUACUCCAACAGGGUGGAGAAGAUCCCAGUGCCUCACUCGUCCUUCGUGAAGGUGUGCCAUAAAUGCCACGGCUGUGGGCGGACGCGCUGCGCCGGCUGCUUUGGCCGAGGAAUGAAACGCUGCAGCUUCUGCCAUGGUAAUGGGCGGGCCAGAAAAAAACGCUGCACUUCCUGUCAUGGGCGAGGCCGUCGCAGGUGUGUCAGUUGCCGUGGAGACGGCUACAAGACCUGCUCUGUUUGCCACGGAGCCCAGAAGCUGCUGCACUUCAUCCAGCUCACGGUCACUUGGAAAAACAACGUGAGCUGCUUCAUCCCGGACCGCCAGCCAGACUUCCCAGACAGGAAGUUUGAGAAGGUGUCAGGCGACCCAUUCUUCAUCGACGAGAACGUUCUGGUGUAUCCAAUCCACGGCUUCCCUGAUCAGGAGAUCUGCGACGUUUCAGCCAAACUGAUCAACGAUCACCUGUAUCGCUUCACCUCCACCAGCCGCAUCCUCCAGCAGCGUCAGACCAUCGAGCUGGUGCCCCUCACUCACGCCUUUUACUCGUACGGCGGGAAGGACUACAGCUUCUACGUGUACGGGACGGAGAACAAGGUCUUCACUUCCAAGUAUCCCACCGCCUGCAGCAUUUUAUGAGCUCAGCAUGCAGGAAGACGUACACAGAUAUACCCAGAUCACUGUUGACCUCUGACCCCACACUGUACAUACACAUUUUUAUCUGUGAUUAAAAGAGUUAUGGACUGCUUUAAACAUGCUGCCAUCAUGUUGGACCUUCAAGGUCGAAUUAGAAAAUUAAAACCUUCAUUGGUUCUUUGAGACACCUCCAGGUGUUCAGGAUAAAACUUUGUGCUGAAAUCAUUUUUAAAAGACAAUCUAAUAGUUUGGUUGGUUGCAACGAGAUGAAUACUUCCACUAAACUAUCCAGAAAAAUCUGAGUAGAGGGUCAGAGGGUCAGUUUGGGUCUGAUGGAGGAAAAUAGUUCUAAUGGGUCUAUAAAAACCAAACCUGAACAGAACCGAGAUACUUGAGGAUCAAGCAUAACUCCCCCUACUGGAACCCUGAGGUAUUACCAGCAGAUUAAAACAAAGAUCAUUUUAUCACAUUAAGGCCGAGAUUAAAAAAAGGUUUAUUCUUCCACAAUAUUUUGGACAUUUAUUAUUUAUAUCAGUUUGAAAUUAACUUAAAGGGCAUCACUUUUAAAGCUCAUUUAUAAUUUAUCAAUGAAAAUUUUUGUGUAUAUCAGUGAUUUUAUAAAAUAUUGAAGAGGCAAAAUUCUUUGUUUAAAACUAGAGGACACAUCUACGAAUGAAUCAGAAAUAUAGAACACAACCAGGUAAUAAUGUGAAAUAUUAAUGUAUCGAUUAAAAGUCCUCAGAUUUGACUGAACACAAUUUUUUCCUCUUCUUUAUUAUUUUCUGUUUUUGAGAUUUCUUUCUGACUGUGAUGAAAUCUAAACUCCUUUAUAUCAGCAACAGAGCCAGAAUUUGUUGGUUUGAUUUAAAGCAGGGCUUUGACUAGGACAGUCAGAUGAAGUAAAGACUGCUCCAUAAUUUGCCCAUGUUCAGAACUUUCAGUUUCAGUUUAAUUUUUCUUAGUUUUUCUUUUAUGUUGUGAUUAACGGGUAAACUACAGACAGAGUCAGUAAUAACUAGCGUAUUAUCUCUAAUCCAUGCAGGAUUAGAAUCAUUCAUACACUAGUACUGGGUUAACAUCUUUAUCAGUUUGCUUCCAUCCUAGAGGGUCGGUUUGGAUCAGAUGGAGUGAAAAACGGUUCAAAUGCUUAAUUAAAAUCCCAACUCUAUGCUACCAUCAUGGCUGUGAUGCAGCACGUACACAUCAGGUUGGAAAUGCAGCUACAGUUUGUCAUGAUGACCUUCUAACACUGAAAGAUUCUCAAUUCAAACCUUUUCUCUAGUUUUUCAUUUAUUUUGCACCUUUAUUACUUCAGUGGCUCCAUGGUGUCUCGGUCCGUCCUCUCCAUCUUAUCCAAAGGAAAUAUUUUCAUGUUUUAAACUUGUUGCUGUUUUAUUGAACAGCUGACUGAGAAAAAAAUAAGCUUUAGUGGAACCAGGCCACUGCCUCUGACUGUAAAUAAAACGUUUACUAAAAACAUGAAGAAACGUCUCCUGGUUUAUGAGAACAAAACAGAUUUUAUGUGUAUUUUAUUGAUCGUUGAUGAUUUCACCACUUUACUGUUAUAUAUGUGACUGUAAGACAAAUAAAACUAUAUUUUAUACAUCCAUAA
This is a messenger RNA of Gambusia affinis (western mosquitofish), 2924 nucleotides long. Its product is annotated as protein SSUH2 homolog. The coding region runs from base 125 to 1315 and encodes 396 amino acids. Lineage: Eukaryota; Metazoa; Chordata; Actinopteri; Cyprinodontiformes; Poeciliidae. Gene Ontology annotation, molecular function: heat shock protein binding. The transcript is spliced from 14 exons. The record is from RefSeq and is a predicted model, not a curated record.